UUCCCGCUCCACAGCCAAACUACAUCUCAAUCGUUCGCUCAAACCCAUCUUCACUGUUCCUUUCAGCUUUCGAUUUCUCCGCUAUCUGCGUUCCCGUUUCCAAUCUCCCUCCUCUCAUCCAUCUUUCCGUUUCUCGCAUAGCCUCUUCAAUUUCGCCGGCUAUGGUAUCAAGCUUUAUGAUAAUCACUGUCCAACUCACUCCCUGCAUAUUCAUCUGUAGCUUCUCAUCUCUUUUACCCUUCAAUAUUUCAUCCUUUUUUUUCCAGAUCAAAGUACAGAGGUUUCAUAUCCUUUCUCGCCUUCCUCCGUCUGUCUACCGCAAUUAUUUGUUGCUUACAAACACGCGAAUUUCAUUUCUGACUGAAGAUGGCGGCUCUCUUCAACAUCAAAGCAUUCCAAAUUACACGCCGGUUCCCUUCUUACCAACGGUGUCAGCUCAAUUCAAAACCGAAGGAAUUUCAGAUUUGCUGAACCUGGAGUUGAGAGGAGUCAGAAGUGAUAUACUUUUUGGAUGAAGGUAUACAAGGUACAAAAAUUGCCAAUGGUUUGCUUUCUGGAGGAUAUUCAAUUCCAGUUAUGAUAGUAUUUAAGUUUGAAGCUUGGUAACACACUUGAAGUUGUCCCAGCAUUCAUGCAGGCAUAGUUUAAUAUUACUCUAUUGCCAAUUUAGUUGAAUUUUUACUAUCAAUUUUAUACAAACUUCUUCCCAAGAUUAUUAGAAUUUUAAUGCAUAUGGUUUGAUCUAAAUUUCACAUCUAUAAGGUCUUAACCUAUUCUUUAUUCUGUCUUUUAAUAUCAAGUUAGUUAUUCAUACUCCAUAGACAUUGGAACAAAAAAGGAUGAUCGUUGACAAGAACCAUCUGAAUUUAGUUCGGGCUGUAUUUUUUAUAUAGUUUACAUUUUCUAAGACUUAAUACAGCUCUAUAUCCCAAUUAACUUCUCUAGAUCGCAUUGAAUGUUAAAUGAGUAUCCUAUUUGAUUGGAACAUAUGUUUCUAAAUUUCAUUUAGGAUGCCAUGGUACCCAAAGUUUUAUUUGUUUAAGCUGCUAUGUGUAUUAAAACAGUUCUUCUCUGUGCAGCUUGAAAUGGGUGGUCAUUACACUGGUGUGGCCGCUUCCAAAAAAGUUCUCUUGCUAAGCAUAUCAAUUUCAUACACUAAGAAGACUUGCAUAGAACUAAGAAGCUACCAGAAAAGGCAGAUCGGAAAACAAAGUAUGCCUCCAUUUUAUCUUCCCAAUAUACAUUUGGCUAUUUAUAUUAGUCUUAUGGUACUCUACCAAACAUAUGUUCAACAGCUAGAGAAUAGCAGGUUGAAGUUAACACAGUUAGAUUGGUUAUCCUUGGUUAUCCUUUGGAGCCAUUUUCAACAGUUAUUAGCUAUCCUUUGGAGCAUAUGUAUAUAUGUUCUUUUUUUUCUUGAUUAACGAGGUUAUUGGCUAUCCUUUGGAGCCAUUUUCUUGAGAUAGUUUUAAAAGACUACAAUGAAAGAUUGACCGGUUAGUAAUAUCUUUAUUGGUUAUUGGUUAUGUAUUAAUCAGAGACAAAUUGUGUCAUUGAGCAUAUUCAUUGUUUUAUUAUGUUGUUCCUUU
Messenger RNA from Cuscuta epithymum, 1589 nucleotides. The record is from the annotation of a GenBank genome assembly. Lineage: Eukaryota; Viridiplantae; Streptophyta; Magnoliopsida; Solanales; Convolvulaceae.